UACCUAUUCUCGAAAAACAAACGUUUUAAGACGAGUUUGAAAAUCUGUUCAUUUUUGAAGUCCUCUUUCCCUAUUGUUGUUAUCUGUAUAAAUAGCUCGAACUUGACACUGUAAACAUCAGUUCAACCUGAACUUCCAACCAAGCAUCUCCUACCAAUCCUUCUUCGGUAAAAAUCUAUGCGAUAUUACUGUUUGAGGUGGAACUGAAACCAUGCCAGCUCUACAUCUACUCAUUCUACUUGGAGUUCUAGUUCCCGCAAUUCUAAGUGACGGAUAUGGUGGACAUGGGGGAGGUGGUGGUGGCGGAGGAUAUGGCGGACACGGCGGAAGCGUUGGCUCUGGUACUGCCUGCAUUGUGAAAGGAUCUUACUGCCAGUGCCACUACUGUAAGUGCGACGAAGGAAAGAUCCAUUGUUCCGGAUAUGGGCAUGGAGGGGGAGGAAAAGGAGGAUAUGGAAAGAACUACUGUUAUGGAAGUAUGGAGGGAGAAUACUGCCAUUGUGAUUAUUGUAAAUGUAAGAAUGGGUUUGGACAGGACAGCUAUGGAAAGCAAUGUGGAGGAGGUGGAGGUGGGGGUGGAUACCAUAAGUAAACAUUUAUGUACACUGCAACUCACCUGAAAGAAUAAUGCACAAUUUUGUUAUUUGUUAUAUUAGCUUUAUUAUUAAAUGCCGGAUUAUCUU
This is a messenger RNA of Eurytemora carolleeae, 683 nucleotides long. RefSeq names its product glycine-rich cell wall structural protein. The record is from RefSeq and is a predicted model, not a curated record. Bases 212 to 592 code for a protein of 126 amino acids. The transcript is spliced from 3 exons. NCBI's taxonomy places the organism in Eukaryota, Metazoa, Arthropoda, Copepoda, Calanoida, Temoridae.